Molecule: messenger RNA, 3502 nt
Organism: Bombina bombina (fire-bellied toad)
Lineage: Eukaryota; Metazoa; Chordata; Amphibia; Anura; Bombinatoridae
Gene: MFSD8
Product: major facilitator superfamily domain containing 8
Exons: 17
Coding region: 1662-3194 (510 amino acids)
Biological process (GO): transmembrane transport
Cellular component (GO): lysosomal membrane
Molecular function (GO): transmembrane transporter activity
Source: RefSeq, a predicted model, not a curated record
UAGAAUGCUGAUUACAUUAUUGAGCUGUUUAUAGUCUUGCUUAGAAAUAUGCUUAGGACCAUGUCUGUUUAGCUUAUAGACAGUAUACUGAAACUUUUUCUUUGCUAUUGUUACUUUUGAAAAGUAGUUAGACUGAGCUUUCUCUGCUCUUACUGAUUUUUUUUUUAAAACUCAGUUGCUAUCAUAAGUAUCUUAAUAGUGAUAUGUUGUGAAGUAUCGAGAGAACAGCAAGUUUGUAUACAAAUAUUUCUGCAGCAGCAGACUAAGGGGAACAUUUAUUAAUCUACAUUCACAGAUUUUGGGGCAGACAUUGCUUCUUUAGUCUCUUCUUCACCUCAGAGGUGGCAAGAUAAAUCACAUCAACACUGGUUUGUUCAGGGUGAUUGACCUGGCCUGCUCUCUAGUAAUAGGUUGUGCAUUGCAAGCGGCGAUAUCAGUCGGACAGGCUCUUUUCUUGAAAAUUAGUCCAUCUGCAAUCUUGAUAAUUCACGGCAGGGAGAGAAAUCGCACAAAAUAAUUUUUCUUUUUUUUUAGCAUUAUAUUUUAAAUCCUGUGUCUCCUUCACAUCAAGCAUAGCAAGAUACAAGCUCUCUAUUUGCAUUAAUAAGAUCGUUUGAGAGACCUUGGAGUGCUGAUCAGACUUCUUAGAUAAUCUUGCAGGACCUGAGAUCUUGAAAUCAUCUGGCUCUAUGAUACAUCACAUUAAUUCCCUGUUGCAUAUUGGGGAUAUUAUUCACUGCUAUAUUUAAUAGAACAUAUUAAAAACGUUUUUUUGCACUUUUAAUUCUCUUUAAGUUACAUCAUGGCAGCACCCAUAUCAUUCUCAGGUGGUUAGCUUUGUAUACAUCAUUAUAUCUAACAUUUAGUAUUUACAAUGAUGUGCAUUUAACUUACAAUGCAGUGAUCCUGGGUAGUGUAGAAAGAAAUACAACUGAAUGGAGGAUUAAACAGCAGGUUCCAGAAUGUCAAUUGUACGGCUCGUUACAUUUGAAAGGGUUUAUAUGAGCAAGUGCAUUAAUUUUACUGCCACCAUUGUGUUCUGAUGAGAAGAGUGGGUGUCUUUGUUAUCUUGCCCCCUCAUGUGAUGCACUUGAAUUGAAGUUUAUUUAUCACACAUGAUGAAAACAUAGAUUGUUUGUUUGUUUUUCUAGGGAAUCAGUUUACUAAAAUAUACAUUGUACACAAUACUCGGAUUCAAACAUUUUAGCUGAAUCUCAAAAAAGGGACAAACUGCAUUUGAAUUGUGUUGUGACUUGGGCAUUUCAUCAUUGCUUGCUUUAAAAAGUGUCCUGUUUAGAUUCUCGUCGUGAUCCCAGCCAGGCAGUAUGUCUUCCAGUAUUAACAGCGACGAUGAAACAACACCCCUCUUGUACCCUUCUCAUGACAGUAAUAAUGUGGAAUUCCAGAAACGGCUUAAAAACAGAUGGUGGUCCAUUCGAAUUAUGUACCUUACAAUGUUUCUUAGCAGUGUAGGGUUUUCGAUCGUGAUGACAUCAAUAUGGCCAUAUCUUCAACAGUCUCUCCUGAAGUUCUUGUGUUCUGGUUCAUCUCAAGAGGUGCUAUUCAAGAUGCAAAAAUCACACAUUUUGUAACAUACAAAGUGCUUCCACCCCAUAACUGGUGUCCUGUUUAGAUUCUCGUCGUGAUCCCAGCCAGGCAGUAUGUCUUCCAGUAUUAACAGCGACGAUGAAACAACACCCCUCUUGUACCCUUCUCAUGACAGUAAUAAUGUGGAAUUCCAGAAACGGCUUAAAAACAGAUGGUGGUCCAUUCGAAUUAUGUACCUUACAAUGUUUCUUAGCAGUGUAGGGUUUUCGAUCGUGAUGACAUCAAUAUGGCCAUAUCUUCAACAGAUCGAUGUCACUGCAGACACAAGCUUCCUUGGCUGGGUUAUUGCUGCUUAUAGCUUGGGCCAGAUGGUAGCUUCACCUUUGUUUGGCUUGUGGUCCAAUCACAGACCGAGAAGAGAACCACUUGCUGUCUCCAUAAGUAUCUUGAUUGGUGCCAGCUGCUUGUACGCCUAUGUUCAUGUGCCAACAUCUCACAACAAGUAUUACAUGCUAGUCGCACGGGCACUAGUAGGCUUUGGAUCAGGGAAUGUUGCUGUUGUUCGAUCAUAUGUUGCAGGAGCAACAUCUCUAUCAGAAAGGACUAGUGCAAUGGCUAAUAUUAGUGCUUUCCAAGCUUUAGGAUUUAUCCUGGGUCCAGCGUUCCAGGCCUGCUUUACCAUGCUUGGAGAGAAAGGAGUAGCCAUAGAAUCUAUUUAUCUACAGAUCAACAUGUACACUGCGCCAGCACUAAUGGGAGCACUGCUUGGGAUCAUUAAUAUCAUACUGAUAUUUGCAAUAUUCAGGGAACAUAAAGUGGAUGAUCUGGGAAAGCAGAUUACUAGCAUCAAUGAUGGAACUCAAGAUUUUAAUGAGGAGGAACAUUUUGAGGAGCCUGUUGACCAAGUUGCAGUUGUCUCAUCAAACAUACUUUUCUUUGUCAUAUUAUUUGUUUUUGCCAUUUUUGAAACGAUUGCCACUCCCUUAACAAUGGACAUGUAUGCAUGGACCAGGACCCAAGCUGUUUUCUACAAUGGAGUUAUCCUUGCUGCAGUUGGGGUAGAGUCUGUGAUUGUGUUUCUGGCAGUAAAAAUAAUUUCUGAAAGGACUGGUGAGCGUACACUGCUGCUUGGAGGGCUGGUCACUGUUUUUGCUGGGUUCUUCGUCUUAUUACCUUGGGGAAAUCAAUUUCCUAAAAUUCAGUGGGAAGAUAUCCAGAAUAAAACCAUUCACAACUCCACCUACUGGAACUUUAGGAUGAAUGGCUCUAGCAAUAACACAGUAGAGCCAACUGGAUGUCCAGCAACACAGGACUGGUGCUUUUAUACCCCAGUGAUCUAUCUUGCCCAGUAUAUUACAUCUGACAUUCUGAUUGGCCUGGGCUAUCCUGUCUGUAGCGUUAUGUCCUACACACUAUACUCUAAGGUCAUUGGGCCAAAGCCACAGGGUGUCUAUAUGGGCUGGUUAACUGCUUCUGGGAGUGCAGCUCGUACACUGGGACCUGUAUUUGUCAGCCAGAUCUACACACACUUUGGACCCAGAUGGACCUUUGGUCUUAUUUGUGCAAUAGUGGCUCUUGCUGUAUCCCACUUGAUAGCUGUCUAUAAAAGGCUUAUUCCCUUUUCUGUUCGAUAUGGGAGGCUAUAACAUAAAGUAACCGUGGUAAAUAACUGACAAUCAUACUGUAUAUAUGCUCUUUUUUGGUUAUUUUUAAGAUUUAAGACAUUAAUUUAUUGUAAAAAAAAUAAUAAUAAUAAUUUUGUAACUUUUGUAAUUAAUUGCAAAUUUACAAGCUACACAGGAGUUUUACUUUGAAACAAAAUGUUUACUGCAAUACUGUUUUUAUAGGAAUAAUGCUUAUUUAUCAUUUCUUUCAUUGUAUUAUAUUACCUGUACAGGUGUGUGUAUAAGAUAUGUAUAAUAUGUAAAAAUUAAAUAACUGUAAAAUAUUUUAA